AUGGAAAUUUCGAAAAAAGCUCAUAAUCUUGAGAAAUUCCCAAUCCAAUUGUCUAGUCUUUCCGUCAGUGUUUUGCAAACGAUGACUUUCCGUGUGGUCGUUUUUCUUCUUCUCUGGCAGGUUGUGGCCCCAAAGAAUGAACAACCCAGCACUUUUUUAGUGGACAAAUGUGACCCAGGCAUGAUUUGCCACGAGCUGGGUGUGGACAGUUUUCAGGACUACGCGGUCGAAUUCGUAUGGUAAGACUUUGGGUUGAAAAGUUAGCCGCCGUUUUUAUGGUUUACAUUUUUUCUGGCGAAAGUUUCUUAUUCCGGCCACAACGAAUGCAGAGGCGGGGCCAAUAAGCUAUCUGAAAGUUUGCUGAAAAUAAAAGGGCACAGGAAGACUUUUGAAGCUCAUUUGGUUCCAAUACGGAAGCAAAGGUUCAGUUCCGCGCAUAUUUCAUCGUAUAAAACGACAUCACAGUCUGCAGCCGUUUUUCAAGGGUAACUCGAAGUAAGAGGUGCCUAACUAAGUAAAUCCAAAGUCCUUGCGCUUAGAAUGGUAGACUAAACCAGCGUUCCAAAUUUCGGGCAAUACUGACUACUGACUAUUUUCCCCGAAGUCAUACGUUGAAGCCAGAAUAAGGAACUUUUAACUUUUUUUGAUCUCCUACUUGUUGGAUAAGCCGCUUGAUCUUUCAAAAAAAAAGAUUAUUUCGGUGUGAAAAAAGUCGGACGUCUUCCAUUGUAAUUCAAAUUCCCUUUUUUUAUGAGCAUUAUACAUUUUAGGGUGCCUGACGGACGCACUGCGAAGUAUGACUUCGUCCAAUGUAAGUCCAAAAAGCAAAUUUCCCCAACUUUUCAGGGAAGAAUCUAAAAGUGACGGAGCGGUUGACGCAAGGAGAUGAUUGGUACACCUAUGCGGAGAGCCGUACCGUAUGCCGUCAUCCGAUCCCAGGCGCCGACAACAAAAUGUUUAUAGAGUUUAGUUCCGAGCGCGUCGAAGUCAUCAAGUUUUACGAGGAGGGAAAGCAUCUGGCUGAAGACAAAAGAGGAAACAAGGUGUUCCGCAUCAUGAGCGAUUUCAUACGGGUAGGUGUCUCAAAACGGGCGAUGUUUUGGAUUUUUUGCGUAAAGAAGCCAAUCUUCUUUGAAUGUUAUAAAUUUCGUAUUUCCAGCACCAACACAUCAGCGUGGACAACGUAAAACAUUCGGUCAUCUACAACAGUUGGAUCUUUGUAAACGCCACCCAUGCCAUAGAUUUGAAAAGAUACAUGUACUUCGACCCGGCGGAAAGUUACAAACUGCGUACACGCGACAGGGUCGGACGUGAUCGUCCUGGUCGAAUUGAUGUACCUUAUUGGAGGUAGGAGUGAAAGAAAUUGUGACUUUUUUAAAAACUUUUUAGCUAUGGAAUGGAGCACGUUCACUCGAUUCCGAAUGAGGACAUCCCCAUCGAAUUUGUGGACAUGAUCACGAGGAACUGCUUCGUAAGUUUGGGAAAAUUUUAAAAAAUUUUCUGUUAACCCUUUCCGGACGAGUCGGCACGUAUAUAUUAAAAUGAAACAGGGUACCCUACUGAGUAACGGCAUAAUAGUGGUUCAGCCCAUCGAAGCGUUAUUUGGGACUUAUGACAAAAAAUGUCCUAAAAAGUACCCCUACUUGACAUAUCACUUUUAAAAUUUUUGCGACAAGCUGUAAAUCGGAAACUACCCCUAAAUUAAAGUCGAGGAGUCCUAGUAUUGUUACAUCCAAGAACUGUCCAAAUCGGAGCACCAUAGGAUUUGUUAUCGAUUUUUGGAAAUUGAGUUUUUAAUUUUGGUCAACUUUGGGCCUAAAAUCAAGUAUAUCUUCCGCGGGUAUCAACCAUUUCGGUCCAAAUGUGGUUUUUCCGAAUCUAUUGUGAUGCUAGCUUCUUACUAGAAUAUUUCCACAAAAAACCUAUGAGGCAUAUUUCUGUAAAACGCGGAAAUGUUGAAAGUGUAAAGGUUUGAUCGUAUAAAAUAUCGCCGCGAGCCGCGAAGGGACGGGCGCAGCUCGAAACGAGAAAAUAUUUUAAGAUUUUUCGAGAAGUUUGAUUUUAGCGUGAAACCAAAUUAAACUCGAUUGAAAUUGCCUGAAAACAGAGUAAAAAUAUAAAAAUGACAUUUAGGUUAUGUUUGCGUGCUAUUUCUGCCUGUAUUUCGUGUUGAAAUCAGCUUUUCGACACCAAAAUAAUAUUUCUCGAAGAAAAAAUUAUUAUUUUUCGUUUCGAGCUGCGCCCGUCCCUUCGCGGCUCGCGGCGACAUUUUAUACGACCAAACCUUUACGUUUUCAACAUUUCCGCGUUUUACAGAAAUAUGCCUCAUAGGUUUUUUCUGGAAAUAUUGUAGUCAGAAGGUAGCAUCACAAUAGAUUCGGAAAAACCACAUUUGGACCGAAAUGGUUGAUACCGGCGGAAGAUAUACUUGAUUUUAUGUCCAAAAUUGACCAAAAUUAAAAAUUCAAUUUCCAAAAAUCGAUAACAAAUCCUAUGGUGCUCCGAUUUGGACAGUUCUUGGAUGUAACAAUACUAGGACUCCUCGACUUUAAUUUAGGGGUAGUUUCCGAUUUACAGCUUGUCGCAAAAAUUUUAAAAGUGAUAUGUCAAGUGGGGGUACUUUUAAGGACAUUUUUUGUCAUAAGUCCCAAAUAACGCUUCGAUGGGCUGAACCACUAUUAUGCCGUUACUCAGUAGGGUACCCUCUUUCAUUUUAAUAUAUACGUGCCGACUCGUCCGGAAAGGGUUAAAAUUCCUCGAAAUCUGUAUGGUAAUUUCAGGGAAAUCCGAACAGAUAUUGCGCAAUUGAUCCCAGAGAUGGCACUAUUCACUACACCCCGUAUCCGGCCGUUUUGCGAAUGGGAGAUUUCAUCAUGGAACAGCGAUGGCAGGAGGUUCUCAAUGAUUUUGUCCCGGUUUAUCGAUUCCAUCACCUUCACAUGCCCGAAAAGUAAGGAAUUUGCGGUUUUUCGGGAUUUUGGGUAUCAAAUCAUGGGAAAUGUUCGAAACUUGAAGCUCAGUUUUUGGCAAAGUUUGUCACAAAUUCAGUUUUCAUUUUUGUAAAGCAUAUACAGAUUUUUAGUUUGCGCUUUGCAGAGACGGCCGAGAUCUUUUGUCCGAAAGUUGGCAAAAAUUAUUACUACUUGGGGUAAAAUAAUUUUUAAUUUUCGCGGAAAUAAUAUCCCACAAAUAUUUUUUGCAUACAAAUCUAAAAACCCCCAACAGAAAAAAACUUACCAACAUUGCGAAAACAUCAAUUUCUACAUGGAAUCGAAGCCAAAAACGUUGCGAAGAGAGACGCCAAAAAGAAACUACCGUAUCCUGAAUUUGUUUGUUUUCGUGCCGGGACGCAAAACUAAGCUUGGCGAGAAGCGACAAACGAUGUUUUAAAAUAGCAACAGUUAACUUGGGGGAAUGUAGAAGUCAACAAGAAGUAGGUUGCACAAAAUUCAGGUGAAACCUGAGCGUUGCACUUUCAACACCGGCCGUUCUAACCUUUGUAAUUUUUUUGUGUUUUCAGCGAAGUCUUUUACUAUUCCGAUGUAAAACAGCUGUUCUCCGAACUAUUGAAGCACGGCAAGCCAAAUGACCCCCAUAUGUAAGUUUCUUUUUAAAUCUUCACAGAAAAAUGAAAAAUUUUUUAGGGAUCGUCGUUGGUUCCGCGGAGUGAUGCCUCAGCCCAAAGAGGGCGACAAAAUUUUUGAGCUGAUGAUGCAAAGAACAACCACUACGCCGCCUCCUAUCCAGCCCACUACUCCACCAACGUCCACCUUGAAACCUCUUCCUCCAGACGCAUAUAAGCCGAUUGAAUAUCCGUCCAUCGAUGAAAUGGAAGAAGAACCAAUGCCAACGCCAGAAAUUGCAAGUGAAUUAAUGCCAAUGCCAGAAUUUGAAAGAGAUGUUGCUUCGGAUCUUGUCAGAAACACUGUGGCAAUUCUGUUGGCCGUUUUUAUGAUUACCGUGUAA
Messenger RNA from Bursaphelenchus xylophilus (pine wood nematode), 3966 nucleotides. Lineage: Eukaryota; Metazoa; Nematoda; Chromadorea; Rhabditida; Aphelenchoididae. The record is from the annotation of a GenBank genome assembly.